Parasteatoda tepidariorum (common house spider) is the source of this 489-nucleotide messenger RNA. RefSeq names its product U9-ctenitoxin-Pr1a. The record is from RefSeq and is a predicted model, not a curated record. Lineage: Eukaryota; Metazoa; Arthropoda; Arachnida; Araneae; Theridiidae.
UUUUUCGUAUACAUGUGAUAAAAACUUGAUUUAAAUGGACUGUAAGGACGUAAUUUUUACACUGAUUUAGCUUGCAGAGAGAAAUAUAGGUCAGCAAAAUGAAACACCUUUUUGUUUUAUUUCUUCUUGCUUGCGUCGUUGGAGUAAGUUUAGGUGAUGGGUACUGUGGUUCUUUACCCCAUUGUGGUGAAGGGAUGUGCUGUUCAGGAGGAUUCUACCAUCGGUACUGUAGACGAUUAGCUGAUGAAGGUGAGCCUUGUGAACCUCGAAACAAAGCUGAAAAUUACAAAGUGGCAUGUCCAUGCAGCGACGGCAUGUUCUGCAGCGUAAUCAACAGAUGUCAAAAAGAGUAAUAUUUUUUUCUGAAUCAAUUAAGUCAAAGAGAUGCAUUAAGAAACCAUUUUAGUUGUUAACAGUAUGUGCUGUAUGCAUAUAUUGUACAGUUGAACUAAAUGUAACAAUGAAAAUAAAAUAUUUUUUGAUAAUGUU